GUGACAGUUUCUUUACAGACACGUAUGAUAGAAACUCGCCUUCACAUUGAUUAUUUACAUGUCGGAAUGUUUGAGAAGGUCACUUCUUAUUCAUUUUCAAUCUAUUGAUUUUGUGUAUAAAUAAUAAUCCUCGCGGGAAAUAGUCUGGGACAAGAGAUUUAAGCACGAUCGUGUUUAUGAUCAAAUUAUUGUUUAACGAAUAUAUAAGUAUCUCAUUUAUAUGGAAUUCCAUUGUUUACUCUGUUGAAAUAAGCCAGGAAGGAAACAGCAGGUUCGACAAUGGUCUUUGACUGCACAUUGGAAGAAAGAAAAACGAGAUGGCUUACUUUUGGAUUUCUGAUUUUACUUAUUACGCAGACAGUCACUUUUCUCGGUCUGAUAUCGGGAUGGCGUUUUAAAUAUCCGACCUCUUCACCACUCGAGACCAACAGGCAGUGUAUGGCAUGCGAUGAUCUCAAGUCAUCCUUAUAUAACAUCAAUAACACUGAUAAGGACAUCAAUGCACUAAGACAAAAGCAUAACUCUUCUUUAUGUUACGGUGAUGUCCACAAUGUCGUACGGCUUCUUACUAAAAAGGAAUUGUCAUUGCAGUAUUACGACUCAAGUACAGCAUAUUCAAGUAUAAUCGGAGAAUCGUUUGUCAACAACUGUGACUUAGAACGGGACAUCAAAACGCCAAAAGCGAAACUGGUCGGAGUAUUAGAUGCCGUUCCAAGUUUUAUUGUUCAAGGUGAUUCAAAACUUAGAUGGAAUAAAAAACAGCCGUACAUUCACUGCAAACAACUGCAUUCAUCUGGAACUCGAGGGGGAGAUCUUCGUCAGAACACUAGGCUACUACACAGAUUUGGAACGACCAGUGUCCUAAUGCAACGCAAUAAAUCCAUCAAAGAACAAAACCACGAUGCUUUUACAAGUUUAUUGUCCGCAGUUUUCAAGCUCCAAAAGCACGAUCGGAUCUCCGUGUCUGUGAGCCACCCAGAGUUUAUAUCUCGUAACUCUUCAGCGGACAACUUUAUUGCAUACUUCACUUACAACUUCACGUAAAUUCGUGUUUAAUUGUACGAUUCAUACUUCUUAUACCAAGAGUUUUGUACAAUGAUUAAGGUUUGCUAAAUACACAAAAACAUUUAUAUUGGUGUGUAAGUAAAACAACAUAAAAUUGAUUUUCCUUGAUCUUUGAGUCCUUACACAGGAUUUAAAGGGAGUUAAAGGCUACAUCACUUGUCCCUGUCAUUUCCCUUGAUAAAAAAUUGAAGACAAAUAUGUGUUUAUGCCUAUUGUGCUGGUCAUAGCGAUUCUGAGAAAUGUGUAUGACUAGAUUUGACUAGACAUUUUAAACAGUAUUAU
Molecule: messenger RNA, 1347 nt
Organism: Mya arenaria
Lineage: Eukaryota; Metazoa; Mollusca; Bivalvia; Myida; Myidae
Exons: 5
Coding region: 280-1044 (254 amino acids)
Molecular function (GO): protein binding
Source: RefSeq, a predicted model, not a curated record